CUAGAAGAAUAAAGAGAAGUUGGAUUGAUGAGAACUAUAAGAAGGCGUACAACAGUUUGGAAUGGAUUGAUUUAUGAUACAUCUGAUACAUGAGAGCUACAUUUUGUGUCGCUGUUGUCCAGCUGCUGCUGGAGUACUUCAGCUGAUUUCAUUGCAGCAAGCCCAACAGAUAGUCCUCAUCACUAACAGAACAUAAAGUGUGAUGCUGAAAUGAGAUGAGGCUCCGAAAUGGAACUGUGGCCACCGUGUUAGUUUUCAUCACUACUUUCCUCAGUUUGUCCUGGUAUACUGCAUGGCAAAAUGGGAAAGAAAAGCUGCUUGCCUACCAGCGGGAGUUCCACGCCUUGAAGGAGCGCCUGCGCAUCGCCGAGCACCGCACGCUGCAGCGCUCGUCCGAGCUCAACGCCAUCCUGGAGCAGUUCCGCAGGGCCGUGGCGGAAACCAACGGCAGCAAGAAUGCCAUGAACAAUUUUUCAGAUGAGACGCUGAAAUUGUUAAAAGAGCUAACAAGUAGAAAAUCUCUUCAAGUGCCAAAUAUCUAUUACCAUUUGCCUCAUUUGUUGAAAAAUGAAGGAAGCCUUCAACCUUCUGUGCAGGUUGGCCUUGGAAGGACAGGAGUUUCCAUUGUAAUGGGAAUACCUACAGUGAAAAGAAAAGUCAAGUCUUACCUUACAGAAACGCUCCACUCCCUUAUUGAUAAGCUGUCCCCUGAAGAAAAACUGGAUUGUGUUAUGGUUGUCUUUAUAGGAGAGACUGAUCUUGAUUAUGUUAACAGUGUUGUUGCAAGCCUGGAAAGAGAGUUUUCUACAGAAAUCAAUUCUGGCUUGGUGGAAGUAAUAGCCCCUCCUGCAACAUACUAUCCUGACUUGUCAAACUUGAAAGAAACAUUUGGAGACUCAAAAGAGAGAGUGAGAUGGCGAACAAAACAAAACUUGGAUUAUUGUUUUCUUAUGAUGUAUGCCCAGAAAAAGGGGGUUUAUUACAUUCAGCUUGAAGAUGACAUUGUUGUCAAGCAGAAUUAUUUCAGCACAAUAAAAAAUUUUGCGCUUCAGCUUGCUUCUGAAGAUUGGAUGAUUCUAGAGUUUUCUCAGCUGGGUUUCAUUGGUAAAAUGUUCCAGUCUCCAGAUAUCACUCUUAUUGUAGAGUUCAUAUUUAUGUUUUAUAAGGAGAAACCUAUUGAUUGGCUCCUGGACCAUAUCCUCUGGGUGAAAGUGUGUAACCCUGAGAAAGAUGCUAAACAUUGUGAUCGACAGAAAUCAAACCUACGGAUACGCUUCAGGCCUUCUCUUUUCCAGCAUGUUGGCCUCCACUCUUCUUUAGCAGGGAAGAUCCAGAAACUCACAGAUAAAGACUUCCUGAAACCAUUACUGCAUAAAAUCCACGUGAAUCCACCUGCAGAGGUUUCAACAUCCUUAAAAGUCUACCAGGGGCACACGCUAGAAAAAACCUACGUAGGGGAAGAUUUUUUCUGGGCUGUCACACCAGUUGCUGGAGAUUAUAUUCUCUUUAAAUUUGACAAGCCAGUCAAUGUAGAAAGGUACUUGUUUCACAGUGGCAAUCCAGAGCAUCCAGGAGACAUACUUCUAAAUACGACUGUAGAAGUUUUGCCUUUUCAGAGUGAAGAACUGGUAUUAAGCAAAGAAACCAAAGACAAACGCUUAGAGGAUGGUUACUUCAGGAUAGGGAAGUUUGAAAACGGUGUAGCUGAAGGAACAGUUGACCCCAGCUUAAAUCCUAUUUCAUCAUUCCGGCUUUCAGUGAUACAAAAUUCGGCUGUUUGGGCAAUUCUGAAUGAGAAACUGAUGCUCCACACUGAUAACGUUCUUCUGAGGCCCACGUUGUCCUCCACUGUAAUGUGACUUUGCCAUCUUAUGGUUGCAGA
Molecule: messenger RNA, 1882 nt
Organism: Ficedula albicollis (Collared flycatcher)
Lineage: Eukaryota; Metazoa; Chordata; Aves; Passeriformes; Muscicapidae
Gene: MGAT4A
Product: mannosyl (alpha-1,3-)-glycoprotein beta-1,4-N-acetylglucosaminyltransferase, isozyme A
Exons: 15
Coding region: 216-1859 (547 amino acids)
Biological process (GO): protein N-linked glycosylation
Cellular component (GO): endoplasmic reticulum; Golgi stack; endoplasmic reticulum-Golgi intermediate compartment
Molecular function (GO): acetylglucosaminyltransferase activity
Source: RefSeq, a predicted model, not a curated record